UUAUUUAGUUUAUUAAAGAUGUUUCAGAAGUAUGUGCGGGAAACCAUUAUUUAACAGUGUUUGUGGUCUGUCAUUACAGAAUAGUGUCAUCAUAGUCGGUGUAGUUGAGUUAAUAAUAACAGUUGUUGCUACUGUACUAAACGUGCUAAAAUAUUCUCAGGGAUAUGACAGGACCGAGUGCGAAAAGGUUGAUGUAUGUAUUGGACCACUCAUAAAAUAUUCUGUUUUUGAUGCUCUUUUUGGAGUAGUUUGUUCAUUAAUGCUCAUUUUUGGAGCAAAGACUAGAAAUGUUUGCCUAUUGAUUUGUUGGAUGAUUCUCACAUUCUUCUUGAGUACAAAAUACAUCUGGGUGGUUGUCACUCAUGAUUGGACUAAUCUAGAGGAUUGGAUUUCUAUCACAUACCUUCUCUUCUAUCUAAUAGUAUAUCUCCUGGUGUGGUCUCUCUAUCGAGAGAUUAAAACUACUCCGGCCAACUAUUCAAAUACGCAGCCGGCAGCUACUGUGAUCCUACAUCAGACCUAUACACCAGUUCAACCACAGUAUCAGAUGCAGCAGUUCCCACAGCAACAACAAUACAAUCAACCACCUCCAUACAAUCCACAAUAUUAAAUUACAACAACAAUACAACCAUCUCCGUACAAUCCACAAUAUUAAACUACAACAACAAUACAACCACCUCCGUACAAUCCACAAUAUUAAACUACAACAACAAUACAACCCCCUCCGUACAAUCCCCAAUAUUAAACUACAACAACAAUACAACCACCUCCGUGCAAUCCACAACAUUAAACUACAACAACAAUACAACCACCUCCGUACAAUCCACAAUAUUAAACUACAACAACAAUACAGCCACCUCCGUACAAUCCACAAUAUUAAACUACAACAACAAUACAACCACCUCCAUACAAUCAACCAGCUCCAUACAAUCAACAAUAUUAAACUACAACAACAAUACAACCACCUCCAUACAAUCAACCAGCUCCAUACAAUCAACAAUAUUAAACUACAACAACAAUACAACCACCUCCAUACAAUCAACCAGCUCCAUACAAUCAACAAUAUUAAACUACAGCAACAAUGCAACCACCUCCAUACAAUCCACAAUAUUAAACUACAACAACAAUACAACCCCCUCCAUACAAUCCACAAUAUUAAACUACAACAACAAUACAACCACCUCCAUACAAUCCACAAUAUUAAACUACAACAACAAUACAACCCCCUCCAUACAAUCCACAAUAUUAAACUAUAACAACAAUACUAUCAACCACCUUCAUACAAUCCACAAUAUUAAACUACAACAGCAAUAAAACCACCUUCAUACAAUCCACAAUAUUAAACUACAACAACAAUACAACCACCUCCAUACAAUCCACAUAUUAAACUACAACAAAAAUACAGCCACCUCCAUACAAACCACAAUAUUAAACUACAACAACAAUACAACCCCCUCCGUACAAUUCACAAUAUCUAACUGCAACAGCUUGCGCAACAACAAAUUUGAAUUUUACCAACAACAUUUUAUUUAGUAGACAUUAAAAUGAAUCAAUGAAACUCAAUACUCAUUAUGUUUAAACGUCUGGAUCUUGUACCUAUUCUUGUUGGUACAUUGGCAGUGUAUUUGUCCAUUGCCCUUCAAACAUUUUAAAAUAUUAGAAGUAUCUCAAAUUCCUUUCAUAUUUGUGUCUCAUAUACAGCUUAUAAUAACAUUUUAUAUCUUUUUUGAAGGAAUUAGGAGCAAAAUCCAACCUAUUUUUACAUCACCAUCCCAUCCCCAAUUACAUUUUACGUGUACAAUUUUUUCGUGCGAAGGUUGUCAAAUAUGGUUUUCCAAAUUAUUAAUAAGAUUUGUAUUUGGUCUCAUUCCUGAAUUGACAGCGCUCAGUUCUCACAUGACAGAUUUGUAAUUGUAAUAUUUGUAAAUAUAAUACGCUGGACAAAUAAAAAUAAUUCUCAUCUCUUGUAAA
This is a messenger RNA of Eurytemora carolleeae, 1971 nucleotides long. RefSeq lists its product as uncharacterized. Bases 32 to 610 code for a protein of 192 amino acids. Lineage: Eukaryota; Metazoa; Arthropoda; Copepoda; Calanoida; Temoridae. The record is from RefSeq and is a predicted model, not a curated record. The transcript is spliced from 8 exons.